Messenger RNA from Coturnix japonica (Japanese quail), 4117 nucleotides. It is a transcript of the gene ANAPC4, whose product is annotated as anaphase promoting complex subunit 4. The record is from RefSeq and is a predicted model, not a curated record. Gene Ontology annotation, molecular function: protein binding. Gene Ontology annotation, biological process: protein K11-linked ubiquitination; anaphase-promoting complex-dependent catabolic process; regulation of mitotic metaphase/anaphase transition. Gene Ontology annotation, cellular component: nuclear periphery; anaphase-promoting complex. NCBI's taxonomy places the organism in Eukaryota, Metazoa, Chordata, Aves, Galliformes, Phasianidae.
CGCCUUGUUCCGCUCCGCCCCGGAGCAGGAAGCGGCACCUCCGGAAGCCGGCAGCGGAGGGCGGGAGGCAGCCGUACCCGGUGAGCGGAGGCUGCAGCCAUGCCCGCCUUCCGGCAGGUCGGGGAGAAGCAGCUGCCGCAGGAGGUGGUCGUCAUGGCGUGGUCCCCCAAGAGGGACCUCAUCGCUCUGGCCAACAGGGCGGGAGAGGUUUUACUUCAUCGGCUUGCAAACUUUCAACGAGUUUGGAGUUUGCCUCCAAAUGAAAACACAGGAAAAGAAGUGACUGCUCUUGCUUGGAGGCCAGAUGGCAAAAUUUUGGCUUUUGGCCUUGCUGAUACCAAGCGGAUUAUUCUGUGUGAUGUAGAAAAGCCUGAAAGCUUGCACUCCUUCUCAGUGAACUUGUCCGUUACUUACAUGCACUGGAUGGAAGUAACCGCAGAGAGCAGCAUUCUCACUUCUUUUUACAAUGCUGAGGAUGAAGCAAAUCUCGUUUUGCCCAAAUUACCAGCACUACCAAAAAAUUAUAGUACCACUGCAAAAAUUUUCAGUGAAGAAAAGUCAGAUGAGAUUAUGAAGCUUCUGGGUGAUGUAAGGCUUAAUGCUCUUGUCCUUGGUGGCAGCUCUGGGUUUAUUGAAAUUUAUGCAUAUGGAAUGUUCAAGAUUGCUACAGUAACUGAGGUGGCAGGUUCUUGUCGUGGACUCUGUUUAUCUAGUGAUCUGAAAUCACUAUCGGUUAUUGCAGAAAUACAAGACUCUCCUGACAGUGAAGCAGAGAUAACUUAUUUUCAGCUGGACACCAGUCUGUUAUCAAAUUAUUUACCUGAGGUAACUCGAAUGGCCCGGAAGUUUACUCACAUUUCAACUCUGUUACAGUAUAUAAAGUUGUCAUUGACGUGCAUGUGUGAAGCAUGGGAAGAAAUACUGAUGCAGAUGGACUCACGGCUAACAAAAUUUGUGCAGGAAAAGAAUACAACCACUUCUGUUCAGGAUGAGUUUAUGCAGCUGUUGUUAUGGGGCAAAGCAAGCCUGGAACUGCAGGCAUUAUUAAUGAACCAACUGACAGUAAAGGGUUUAAAAAAGCUUGGUCAGUCCAUAGAGUCCUCCUAUUCCAGUAUACAAAAAUUGGUUAUAAGUCAUUUGCAGAGUGGCUCAGAAGCACUGUUAUACUACUUGAGUGAGUUGAAAGGAAUGGCUUUAUGGAAACAAAAAUAUGAGUCUCUGGGAUUAGAUGCAUCUGGAAUUGAAGAGGCUACUACUGCUGUCGGUUCUUUCAUCCUGAAAGCAAAUGAGCUGCUUCAAGUUAUUGACAGUAGUAUGAAAAACUUCAAAGCAUUUUUUCGUUGGCUGUAUGUUGCCAUGUUGAGGAUGUCAGAAGAUCAUGUACUUCCAGAGCUGAACAAGAUGACUCAAAAAGAUAUCACGUUUGUUGCGGAUUUUCUUACUGAACACUUCAAUGAGGCACCAGAACUUUACAAUCGCAAAGGAAAAUACUUCAAUGUGGAGAGGGUUGGUCAGUACUUGAAAGAUGAAGAUGAAGACCUUGUAUCACCACCAAAUACAGAAGGAAACCAGUGGUUUCACUUUCUUAAAAAUAGUACUCAUCUUAAAGAAAGUCCACUUUUGUUUCCCUACUAUCCUGAGAAAUCACUGCAUUUUGUCAAAAGGCAAAUGGAAGAAGUCAUUGACCAGUGUUUACAAAAGCCAGCUGAUGUGAUUGGAAAGUCAGUGCGUCAAGCUUUCUGUGCGUCUCUCUACAAAACUUCUCGAAGUGAAGAUUCCUCACCUCAAUUAUUUAAACUACCGUUUCUGUGGAACGACAAAACAUCCAACCUACAUUAUGUUCUCUUUACCAUAUUAGAAGGUUCUAUUUCUAAAAUACAUAUUUUGAGGAGACACACAGAUACUUCCAGGUCUGUCGGUAAUGGAAUUGUUGCAGUAGAGUUUGGAAACUUCUUGAACAACAGUAUAAAUGAGAGCUCAGACUCCAGGUGCUACAGUUGUUUAGAUGCACAUUUUUAUGACGAUGAAACUGUAACUGUAGUUCUGAAGGAGAGUGUGGAACAGGAGGGGAAGGAGAGAAUCUUGGCCCAGCUGCCUUUAUCUUCAGUAUACACAGAUGAGGAUCAAGAAGUGGAAUUCAUCUGGGACUCUACUAAAAGGUUGGAUGAGCAAAGUGAUGAGAUAGCAACACGUACUGUCUUCUUGGACAGUCAGUGGAGAGUGCUGGAGAAUAUGAAAGCUCAGUAUGUUGCUGUAAAUGGUAUUAGAAAAGUUUCCUGUGUGCUAAGUUCAAAUCUCCGUCAUGUGAGAGUGUUUGAGAUGGAUGUAGAGGAUGACGGAGAAGUUGAAGAAGAGGAGGAAGAAGAAACAACUCAGAUUGCAGCUGGGGAACCUGAAGAGCCGAAUCGCUCUGUGGAUAACCAAGAAAAUGUGUGUGGUGCAUCAGCUGAAGAACUACCUGAUGAAGCUGAAGAAAAUGAAUCAAAUCUUUGACACAGAUUUUCCCUGGUAAAGGGAAAAGACUGAAAUCUAACUUCUGGUUUCUGAGAUGAUGUUUCCCGUACCUGCUCUGCAGUGUUAACGUGUUGUGUGUUCUGUAUUACCUCCUAACAAAGACCAGCUAUGUUCUAGAAUACACAGGCUUGUCUUUUAUUAUUAUUUUUUUUGGCCCAGUGAUUUGGUAGGAACUGUUUCUAUUUGCAGUUUUUUAUAGGUGGAGGAGAAAAAAUAUUAACUGAAGUUUUAAUGGUUAACCUCAUCAGUCCUGAAUACUGUUCUGAAGGUAAAAUGAGCGCGUCUGUGAAAGCAACAAAACCCUAAUUUUUGCAGACCAAAAUCUUACCUUUUUAGACUUUGUGUUCUACUGAGGGGUACAGAAACUUCUUGUAUAGUUACACUUUAAAUGUGCAUCUGGAGAACAACAGGCUUGCAGAUCAGCAUAAAACCAGCUGGACACCAAAAGUUAGCAACUGUUAUUUAAAUACUUUUAAAAAGCUAUUCUGAUAAAAAUCUGUGUCCUCGGUAACACAGUAUUUGUUCCAUUUGUGCAGUUCUUUGGUUCAGAGCACAACGUGUGUGUUUUGUCAGAUACCUCAGCCUGCCCAGGUUGUGUAAAAUUGCUCCUGUAUUUUUCCUCCUGCUGUUUUUGUUUUUGUUUUUUGUAAUGAAUAGCUAAAAGAUAAUAUAUCUUUUAACUUGAUGUGGCAUUCUGUGUCCUGUUCAGGCUUCAGCAGGAUUAUGUUCCUUGCUGAUUUCUAUAUUGAUGUAGGAGUGGUGCGAUGCUAGCACUAAGAGCUGGAGACUGAGUGUAGAAAUCUAACAUCUUUUAUUGUUGCCUAGUAGUUGGCUUGAGCCUUAACUGUACCAUCUCUUUUAAUGAAUUCAUCCUCUUGUUUUGAAAUAUGCCAUUUUUAAGUUACUUUUUUUUUUUUUUUUUUGAGUGUACAUUUUGAGAUUUUUAGGUUGUUUGAGAGAGAUUUGUUGUUUGUAACUGUCCUAGAAAGCCGCUGGCUGUUCUGUGCUCUCAUCUAACAAAUGGUUGAAGGCACGAGGAAGGUGUGGGACAGGAGUGGCAGGAACACCUAUUCAGGUGUGCUGUGCAUUUUCCAUGUAGAUCAGUUGUUCGUGAUGUGAAAUUGCUGCAACUACUGGACCAAUUCAAGUCGAGCUUGGCCUUAAGGUUCUCCUGGAAACUUUUGCCUUUGAAUUUGCUUUAGGAAUUGUCACGCUGGAGUGCUUGCAAACAAUUAUUUUGCUGUGUUUUCUGCUAAGUUGCCUUGGUCUACCAGCACAUGAAAAUGUGAUCUGCCCUGCCCAUGGUUGUUUCUAAAUUUGUGUUAAUAAUAGCUGUAUCCUAUUUCACAGGGACCUGCUCUUUAGAAAUCUCCCUGGGUUUAUUAUGUGGGCCGUCCUAGUCCAGUCUUGGAUAUACUUGAGUGAAUGAUAACUUUGUUUCUGGUUUGAAAAAGUACAUUCAUAAUUUCUGCUUUUCCCAGUAAUGUGAUACAAAUGUGCCAGUUUAAGAGGGUACUUCUGAAUGUCUUGCCCUUUCCUUCUGUCAAACUUUGUCAUAAUUUUGCUAUCUUAUUUCUGUCAUAGUAAAUGCAUCAGUAAUGUG